GUUUCUGUUUACACAACCAUCUGCUCCAAUCAAAAUCGAAACCUCUGCCAUUCGAUUAAGUGUUAUCAGAUUGGGCUUGGAGAUGGGAGCGGCUACAAACGUUGUUGACAUGGAGGAGGGCACUCUCGAGAUCGGCAUGGAGUAUAGAACUGUUUCUGGUGUUGCAGGGCCUCUGGUCAUUCUUGAUAAAGUCAAGGGUCCAAAGUAUCAGGAGAUUGUCAACAUCCGUCUGGGAGAUGGAACAAUGAGACGAGGACAGGUCUUGGAAGUUGAUGGGGAGAAAGCAGUUGUGCAGGUUUUUGAAGGAACCUCAGGAAUUGACAACAAAUUCACAACUGUGCAGUUUACGGGGGAGGUGCUGAAAACACCUGUGUCAUUGGAUAUGCUUGGGCGGAUAUUUAAUGGCUCUGGAAAGCCCAUUGAUAAUGGUCCACCGAUUUUGCCUGAGGCUUACCUUGAUAUAUCUGGAAGCUCCAUAAACCCUAGUGAGAGAACCUAUCCUGAGGAGAUGAUACAAACAGGGAUUUCUACUAUUGAUGUGAUGAACUCCAUUGCUCGUGGACAGAAGAUUCCUCUUUUUUCUGCUGCUGGUCUUCCCCAUAAUGAAAUAGCUGCUCAGAUCUGUCGUCAGGCCGGUCUUGUAAAGCGGCUGGAGAAGUCUAUUGAUCACAUCAUGGAUGGGGAAGAGGACAAUUUUGCCAUUGUAUUUGCUGCUAUGGGUGUAAACAUGGAGACAGCCCAAUUUUUUAAGCGUGAUUUUGAGGAGAAUGGAUCAAUGGAGAGAGUGACUCUUUUCUUAAACCUGGCAAACGACCCCACCAUCGAACGAAUUAUCACUCCUCGUAUUGCCCUCACAACUGCAGAGUAUUUGGCUUAUGAAUGUGGAAAACAUGUUUUAGUUAUAUUGACAGAUAUGAGUUCUUAUGCUGAUGCUCUUCGAGAGGUAUCUGCUGCCCGAGAAGAAGUACCAGGAAGGCGUGGAUAUCCUGGAUAUAUGUAUACUGAUUUGGCAACAAUUUAUGAACGUGCUGGACGUAUUGAAGGACGAAAGGGCUCCAUCACUCAAAUUCCUAUUUUAACGAUGCCUAAUGAUGAUAUUACGCAUCCUACCCCAGAUCUUACUGGUUAUAUCACUGAGGGGCAGAUCUACGUUGAUAGGCAACUCCAGAAUCGACAGAUAUAUCCACCUAUCAAUGUGCUUCCAUCACUUUCUCGGCUAAUGAAGAGUGCUAUUGGGGAGGGAAUGACUCGUCGAGACCAUUCUGAUGUGUCCAACCAGCUGUAUGCAAAUUAUGCUAUUGGAAAAGACGUCCAAGCUAUGAAAGCUGUGGUUGGAGAAGAAGCACUUUCUUCUGAGGAUCUGCUGUAUUUGGAAUUCUUAGACAAAUUUGAGAGGAAAUUUGUGGCCCAAGGGGCCUAUGACACCCGUAACAUCUUUCAGUCACUUGAUUUGGCUUGGACACUGCUUCGUAUCUUUCCCCGUGAGCUUCUCCACCGUAUACCAGCCAAGACACUGGAUAAUUAUUACAGUCGUGAUGCAGCAAACUGA
This is a messenger RNA of Pistacia vera, 1549 nucleotides long. Its product is annotated as V-type proton ATPase subunit B 2. Gene Ontology annotation, molecular function: proton-transporting ATPase activity, rotational mechanism; ATP binding. Gene Ontology annotation, cellular component: proton-transporting V-type ATPase, V1 domain. NCBI's taxonomy places the organism in Eukaryota, Viridiplantae, Streptophyta, Magnoliopsida, Sapindales, Anacardiaceae. The record is from RefSeq and is a predicted model, not a curated record. The transcript has 15 exons. Gene Ontology annotation, biological process: proton transmembrane transport; ATP metabolic process. The coding region runs from base 83 to 1549 and encodes 488 amino acids.